Molecule: messenger RNA, 3976 nt
Organism: Urocitellus parryii (Arctic ground squirrel)
Lineage: Eukaryota; Metazoa; Chordata; Mammalia; Rodentia; Sciuridae
Source: RefSeq, a predicted model, not a curated record
GGCCUGGCCUGGGCGGGGGCGAGGGCGGGGGCCCGGUGGUGGGAGGAAGCCGGAAGCAGCCGCGGCCCUAGUUCUGGAGACAUGGCGGGCGUUAAAGCUCUUGUGGCAUUAUCCUUCACUGGGGCUAUUGGGCUGACUUUUCUUAUGCUGGGAUGUGCCUUGGAGGAUUAUGGGUACAUGUCUCUGAAGUAAGAUGACUUGUCAAAAACUCUUUGUGAUUUUGUUACAUUGGGAAUUUCUUUGUGUGAUAACUGCAUUUAACUCGGCAUAUCUAAUUACUCCCUGGAGAUUCAAAUUGUCUUGUAUGCCAGCAAAUGCAACUGGUGAUGACUUCCUUUUGCCUGCUGGAACCUCCAAGAAUGCUUCACGUUUGGAUGGACAUUAUGAGGCAGUUGUUGAAGCUAAAUUUAAUUCAAGUGUUGCCUACAUUUCUAACUUAUCCCAAACAAAGUUCCACUGUUGUUUUUGGAAUGAACAAGAAAAGAACUGCUCUGUAUCUGAGGACGGCACCAAUGGGAGGACAUUUGUUUCAGCAGUAAAUUCCUUAGUUUUUCAACAUCUAAGUGCAAACUGGAACAUACAGUGCUGGAUGAAAGGGGACUUGAAUCUAUUCAUCUGUUACAUGGAGCCAUUAUUAAAGAAUUCUUUCAAGAAUUAUGACCUUAAGGUCCAUCUUUUUUAUUUUCUGCCUGAAGUGACAGAAGAUUUGCCACUGGCCACCCAGAGACGCAGUUUUCAGACUGUCCAGUGCAACUGCAGUGCUCAAGAAUGUUGUGAAUGCCAUGUGCCUGUACCAGCAGCCAAACUCAACUACACUCUUCUUAUGUAUUUGAAAAUUGCAUCUGGUGGAGUAACUUUUCAGUCACCCCUAAUGUCAGUUCAGCCCAUAAAUGUUGUGAAGCCUGAUCCACCAUUAGAUGUGCAUAUGGAAAUCACAGAUGAUGGAGAUUUAGAGGUUUCUUGGCACAGCCCAACAUCAGUACCGUUUCCACUUCAAUAUCAAGUGAAAUAUUCAGAAAAUUCUACGACAGUUACAAGGGAAGCUGAUGAGAUUGUCUCAACUACGUCCUUUCUAAUAUAUGGUGUGCUUCCUGGGUCCUUGUAUGAGGUUCAGGUGAGGGGCAAGAGACUGGAUGGCCCUGGAAUCUGGGGUGACUGGAGUACCCCUCGCAUCUUUAUCACGCAAGAUGUCAUAUACUUUCCUCCUAAAAUUCUGACAAGUGUUGGGUCUAACGUUUCUUUUCACUGCAUUUAUAAAAAUGAAAACAAGAUUGUUUCCUCAAAAAAUAUUGUUUGGUGGAUGAAUUUGGCUGAGAAAAUUCCUCAAAGCCAGUAUCAUGUUGUGAGUGACCAUGUUAGCAAAGUUACUUUUCCCAACUUGAAAGCAACCAAGCCUCGAGGGAAGUUUACCUACGAUGCAGUGUACUGCUGCAAUGAACAUGAAUGCCACCAUCGUUAUGCUGAAUUAUAUGUGAUUGAUGUCAAUAUCAAUAUAUCAUGUGAAACUGAUGGGUACUUAACUAAAAUGACUUGCAGAUGGCCAGCCAAUAUAGUCCAGUCACUUGUGGGAAGUACUCUGCACUUGAGGUAUCACAGGAGCAGCCUUUAUUGUUCUGAUAUUCCAUCUAUUCAUCCCAUAUCUGAACCCAAGGAUUGCCAUUUGCAGAGGGAUGGUUUUUAUGAAUGCAUUUUCCAGCCAAUCUUUCUAUUAUCUGGCUACACAAUGUGGAUUAGGAUCAAUCACUCUUUAGGCUCACUGGAUUCUACACCAACAUGUGUCCUUCCUGACUCUGUAGUGAAACCACUGCCUCCAUCUAGUGUAAAAGCAGAAAUUACUGUAAAUAUUGGCUUAUUGAAAGUCUCUUGGGAAAAGCCAGUCUUUCCAGAGAAUAAUCUUCAGUUUCAGAUUCGAUAUGGAUUAAGUGGAAAAGAAGUACAAUGGAAGGUACAUGAGGUAUAUGAUGCAAAAUCAAAAUCUGCCAGUCUUCCAGUGCCAGACCUAUGUGCAGUCUAUGCUGUUCAGGUGCGCUGUAAGAGGUUAGAUGGACUGGGAUAUUGGAGUAAUUGGAGCAGUCCAGCCUACACAGUUGUCAUGGAUGUCAAAGUUCCUAUCAAAGGACCUGAAUUUUGGAGAACCAUUAAUGGAGAUACUACUAAAAACGAGAGAAAUGUCACCUUACUUUGGAAGCCCCUGAUGAAAAAUGACUCAUUGUGCAGUGUGAGGAGAUAUGUGGUAAAGCAUCAUACUUCCCACAAUAGAACAUGGUCAGAAGAUGUGGGAAAUCACACCAAAUCCACUUUCUUGUGGACAGAGCAAGCACAUACUGUUACAGUUCUGGCCAUCAAUUCAAUUGGUGCUUCUUUUGAAAAUUUUAAUUUAACAUUGUCAUGGGCUAUGAGCAAAGUAAAUCUCAUGCAGUCCCUCAGUGUUUAUCCUUUAAACAGCAGUUGUGUGAUUCUUUCCUGGGUGCUAUCACCCAGUGAUUACCGUCUCAUGUACUUUAUUAUUGAAUGGAAAAAUCUUCAUGAAGAUGAUGAAAUUAAAUGGCUUAGAAUCCCUUCAAAUGUUAAGAAAUAUUAUAUCCAUGAUCAUUUUAUCCCUAUUGAGAAGUAUCAGUUCAGUCUUUACCCAGUAUUUAUGGAAGGAGUGGGAAAACCAAAGAUAACUACUAGUUUCACCCAAGAUGAUAUUGAAAAACACAAGAAUGAUGCAGGUCUAUAUGUAAUUGUGCCGAUAAUUAUUUCCUCUUCUGUCUUACUGCUUGGAACAUUGUUAAUAUCACACCAAAGAAUGAAGAAGCUGUUAUGGGAAGAUGUUCCAAACCCCAAGAAUUGUUCCUGGGCACAAGGACUCAAUUUUCAGAAGCCUGAAACCUUUGAGCAUCUUUUUACCAAGCAUGCAGAAUCAGUGACAUUUGGUCCUCUUCUUUUGGAGCCUGAAACCAUUUCAGAAGACAUCAGUGUUGAUACACCAUGGAAAAAUAAAGAUGAGAUGAUGCCAGCAACUAUGGUCUCACUGCUUUUGACAGCUGAAGAUCUUGAGCAGGAUUCUGCCUGUAUUAGUGACCAGGGCAACAGCCCUCACAUCUCUGAGGCUGGGAGCAUUCCGGCUGUCUGUGAGGACGAAAGCCAGAGACAACCCUCAGUUAAAUACGCCACACUGGUCAGUAAUUCCAAGUCAAGCGAAACGGAUGAAGAGCAGGGGCUCAUACAUAGUUCAGUCAGCAAGUGCUUCUCUAGCAAACAUUCUCCAUCAAAACAUUCUUUCUCUAAUAGCUCCUGGGAGAUAGAGACCCAGGCAUUUUUCAUAUUAUCAGAGCGGCAUCCCAAUAUGAUUUCACCACACCUUUCGUUCUCAGAAGGACUGGAUGAACUUUUGGAACUGGAGGGAAAGUUCCCUGAAGAAAAUAAUAGUGAAAAGUCUGUCUAUUAUUUAGGGGUCACCUCAAUCAAAAAAAGAGAAAGUGAUGAGUCAGGAGUAUUAUGCCCAUUUCCAGCACACUGUUUAGUCACCGACAUCAGAAUCCUCCAGGACACUUGUUCCCACUUUGUAGAGAACAACUUCAACUUAGGAACUUCUGGCAAGAAGACUUUUGUAUCUUACAUGCCCCAGUUUCAAACUUGUUCCACUCAGACACAUAAGAUUAUGGAAAACAAGAUGUGUGACCUAACUGUGUGAUUCCAUUCAAGAAACCUUCAGAAUUGUAUUAUAGUGGAUCACGUGGCCUAUAAUAUAAUUGCUUUACUGUUGUAAAUGGGGGAACACCAGAGAAAAUCAUUAGAGUCAAAUAUGAAAAUGAUUCCAAAAUUAAUGAUAUCUGUUUGUCCUCUCUAAUAUAGACCCCAAAAAGGUGAGAAAACCCUCAUGAGCCUAGCCAUGCAGAUAGACACUACAAAUAAUUCUAUUCACAGGCCACCGUGGGAAGGUCUCUUGUUGUUAGCUAUGAACAAGCCCAGCAGGUACCAUCUUUUGUGA